CAGCUGAUCACUGCUCCGUCUACCAGAGCGAUCACGGAUCAUCAGGAUUGAAACAUGAGUGCCUUCGUGACUCUCUCAACAGGCCAGAGGAUGCCCGUGGUCGGACUCGGCACAUGGAAGAGCGGCCCAGGACAGGUGAAGCAGGCAGUGCUGGCAGCUUUAGACUGUGGCUACAGACACAUUGACUGUGCUGCAGCAUACAGCAAUGAACAGGAGGUGGGAGAGGCUCUGUCUACCAGGCUCGGCCCAGGGAAGGCUCUGCGUCGCGAGGAGGUGUUUGUAACAUCCAAACUGUGGAACACCAAACAUGACCCGGAGGAUGUUGAGGAAGCGUGCAGGACCAGUCUGGCCCACCUGGGUCUCUCCUAUUUGGACCUGUACCUUAUGCACUGGCCCAUGGCAUUUCAGCGGGGGAAGGAGCUGAUGCCUCGACGAGAAGAUGGAAGUGUUUGUUACUCUGACACACACUACAGAGAUACUUGGGCAGCCAUGGAGAGCCUAGUGGACAAAGGUCUGGUCAAAGCUAUAGGACUGUCCAACUUCAAUGCCAGGCAGACUGAUGACAUCAUCAGCAUGGCCAGACACACACCUGUGGUUAACCAGGUGGAAUGCCAUCCUUAUUUGUCUCAAACAGAUCUCCUGUCUCACUGUCGGUCCGUGGCGGUUUGUGUGACAGCCUACAGUCCUCUGGGCAGCGGGGACAGACCCUGGGCCUCUCCUGAUGAACCAAGUCUGCUACAGGAUCCUCAACUGGGAGCCAUCGCCCAGAGAUACCAGAAAACACCUGCCCAGCUCAUUCUCAGGUGGCAUGUUCAGAGGGGUGUCGUGUGUAUUCCUAAAAGUGUGACGCCCGCAAGGAUCCGGCAGAACUUGCAGGUGUUUGACUUUUCUCUGUCAGAAGACGACAUGAAGCUGAUCGAAUCCUUCAACCGCAACGAGCGCUUCAUUGUCCCAGCAGUCAAGAGAGAUGGCAAGAGUGUGUGGAGAGAUGCAGAACAUCCUCAUUUCCCCUUCAAUGAUCCUUACUGAGUCUACACACAAAGAAUGCAAUACGGUCUUUAAAAUUGACUGUCACACACACUGAAGAAACCAAGUAUCUAAACUGAACUCAAAUAUGAUCAAAUGUAUUUUCCCUUUGGGAUGAAUAUUAAUAUUUAAAUGACUUAAUUUGUAAAAGAAAGUGCUUGAAUCAUGUUUUCCCAAUCACUUCUUUAGUGUGAUUAUAGUGAAGAAUAAAGUGACUGCCACUGCCAGAGUGACACUAUGUGGUCAGUAUAAGAACUGCCCAAUGACCAUAGCUUUGAUCAACUGCAUAUUUUACAGUUUAGACCAGGGGUCACCAACCUUUUUGAAACAGAGCUACUUCGUAAAUAUUGAGUCAUACGAAGGGCUACCAGUUUGAUACACUCUUCUGAAAUAACAAAUUUGCUCUGUUUGCCUUUAGUUAUACAUGAUUCUUAACGAUACUCCUCUAUGUGAAGAAACUGAUCAUGUUAUAAUUAUCAAUCAAUAAUUAUCAAUGACUUAACAAGGUGGGAAACGGAUAUCAAAAUUCAAUUUUCAUUUUUAGAACAGGCCUGAGGGCUACUCGUGGUCCUUGGGGGCUACCUGGUGCCCGCGGGCACCGUGUUGGUGACCCCGGUUUAGACUCUUUGAAGAGUAAAUCACUGAACAGCAGCACUGCUCGGAGAUUAAGCUUUUUAUCCCUCUUUCGUGUCUGUCUCUACUGUAAAAACUAUCAAAUGUAUUAUUAAAAAUGUACAUGAACUAUAAAUAAAAGAAGUUUCAAAACGGA
Molecule: messenger RNA, 1795 nt
Organism: Perca fluviatilis (European perch)
Lineage: Eukaryota; Metazoa; Chordata; Actinopteri; Perciformes; Percidae
Gene: akr1a1a
Product: aldo-keto reductase family 1, member A1a (aldehyde reductase)
Exons: 9
Coding region: 55-1029 (324 amino acids)
Biological process (GO): aldehyde catabolic process
Cellular component (GO): cytosol
Molecular function (GO): aldose reductase (NADPH) activity
Source: RefSeq, a predicted model, not a curated record